GCGGAGGCAAUAGAGGGGGGACGCAAGGAGGGAACCGUGGGGAGAAAGGCAGGAAUGGAGGCAUGGGGCGAGGCAGGCAGGGAUGCGGGGAAAACGGGACCGUGGAGGGAAGACAAGGACCUGCCGAGCGGAGAAAGGCAGCCAUCGACCGAGGUGGAGGAAGGCGGGGACGGGGGGGACAGGUAGGCAACAAGGGGGAGAAGAGCCGGCAGGGAUCUGGGGAGCAGAGGAGCGGGAGGGAUACAGACAGGCGAGGGGGCGGGCGGGCGAGCAGGGCCGCCCCCGGCCCCACGUGGCUUGGGGGACACGCGGGUUUAUAAAGCACUCCGGCCCAGCGCGAGUGCGGGAGGAGGUGGCCGCACCGGCCGGGAGCGGGGCUCGAACCUGCGGGGUUCGGAUGCGCGCGGCGGCUCCAGCGGCGCCACGGCCGCCCGCGGGCCAUGGAGCUGCCCAUGGAUGUGACCAUGGAUGUGCCCGUGGAACUGCCCUCGGGGCUGCCCACGGCCACUGCCACCUCCUGGGGCAACGGCACCGCCUGGGCCCCCCUGCCCGGACACGGGGUCAACGACACGGGCCUGCAGCGGGCCAAGAACGCUACAUCCAUCCUCAUCGCCAUCGUCAUCACUGCGCUCUACUCCGUGGUGUGCGUGGUGGGGCUGCUGGGCAACGUCCUGGUCAUGUACGGCAUCGUCAGGUACACCAAGAUGAAGACAGCCACCAACAUCUACAUCUUCAACCUGGCACUGGCUGAUGCACUGGCCACCAGCACACUGCCCUUCCAGAGCACCAAGUACCUCAUGGAGACCUGGCCCUUUGGGGAGCUGCUCUGCAAGGUCGUGCUCUCUAUUGACUACUACAACAUGUUCACCAGCAUCUUCACCCUCACCAUGAUGAGUGUGGACCGCUACAUCGCCGUGUGCCACCCGGUCAAGGCCUUGGACUUCCGCACGCCGGCCAAAGCCAAGAUCAUCAAUGUCUGCAUCUGGGUGCUCUCCUCCCUCAUCGGGGUGCCCAUCAUGGUCAUGGCAGUCACCAAGUCAAAAGAUGGUAUGGUCCUGUGCACUCUCCAGUUUCCUGACCCUCCCAUCUACUGGGACACUGUGACCAAGAUAUGUGUCUUCAUCUUUGCCUUCUUGAUCCCCAUUUUGGUCAUCACCAUCUGCUAUGGGCUGAUGAUCCUUCGCCUGAAGAGCGUCCGGCUCCUCUCAGGCUCCAAGGAGAAGGAUCGCAACCUGCGGCGCAUCACACGCAUGGUGCUGGUGGUGGUGGCAGCCUUCAUCAUCUGCUGGACACCCAUCCACAUCUUCGUCAUCGUCUGGACGCUGGUGGACAUAGACAAGAAGAACCCCUAUGUGGUGGCCAGCCUGCACUUCUGCAUAGCUCUGGGCUACACCAACAGCAGCCUCAACCCUGUCCUUUAUGCUUUCCUGGAUGAAAACUUCAAGAGGUGCUUCCGAGAGUUCUGCCUGCCUUUCCGAGCUCGUGUGGAGCAGAACAGCUUCUCCCGCGCCAGGAACACCACGCGGGAGCACGUCUCCACCUGCACCGCUUCUGAAGCCCGCAACAAGCCGGCAUGACUAGACGUGGGCAGCCCCCAGCGGGGCUGCCAGGGACACAGAGGAGAUGAGCUGCGCUCAGAAGUCACCCAGGUCACCACCACAGAGUUGUAGCAGAAUGGUGGGCUGGGUGCUGCUCACUAACACUGCUGGGUUUGCAUACAGACUAACUGCAAAAACAUUUUGCAUUCUGAUAAAGAAAAAUGGGAGAAUUGGGACUCACCAAAUGAUGUAGGGCUCUCCUACAGAGAGAACAAGAAGCAAGUUGGGCAAAUAUGCUCCACUGAUGCCAUCUCCUCAACCAACAACACCACCCAGCAGAGGCUGUCACCCUCCAACAUGUGGCUCUUGGCAGAGCCCAGAGCACCAGAACUGCAAUUUCCACAUGCUUAUCCUCCUGCACAGGCCAGGAUGACACCACAGCCCAUAGCAAGAGGGGAAACACUCACAUGGCAGAAAGGAACUGUGCCAGGAGGUGAUCAUAGCAUCACAGAAUCAUUCAGGUUGGAAAAGUCCUCCAAGAUCAUCAAGUUCAACUGUUCUUCUACCACUACAAAGGCCACCACUAGCCUAUGUCCCAAGUGCCACAUCCACGCAGUGAUGGUUAAAUCUCUUUGGUGAUCGUUAACUCCACCAUUGCCCUGGGCAGCUGUGCCAGGGCUAGACAACCCUUUCAAGAAAGAAACAUUCCCUAAUAUCCAGCCUAAUCCUCCCCUGGAAUGACUUGAGGCCAUUUUCUCUGCCACAUCACGGGACCUCAUUCCAUCCCACUCUGAGCUAUGUCCAAAGGACAACUGGAGAUGGGAAGAAAAACUUAUGCCACUUCAGAGACAGUUUUCAAAAAGCUCCAGAUCCAUUGUAAAAAUUCUCCUGGAGUUCCUCAAACUGGGAUUAUUCCCAGUGAAAGCUUUCUACUGUUCAUGUCAUUGUUAGGUUAGUGUUAUUUAGAGACCUCUGACUGCAGCUAAGGCGGCCCUGGACAUGGAUGUGAUGCUGGGCUGGAAAACUGUGGGCAAAUCCUAGUGCAAGCGAGCAGCACCGGGAGAGCCUGCCCUGACUGGGCCGUGCUUUAGCCAGCGGGCUCGGAGGGAACUCUUUGUGUACUUUUAUAAAUAUAUAUGUAUGUCUGUCUAUAGCUGUAUGAAACUAAAGAGACCCCAAGGCCUCCCAUCACACCUCCCACUACAGAAGCUGCUACGUGUGUGGUGGAGCUAAAUAUGCCGGAUCCCUAGCAUCUCACAAAGUACUUCAGACACUAUCUCCAGCUCCAACCCUUGGGAUAUUUGCCUUACUGUGGCAUUUCUGUACAGGCACCCUGCUUUCUAAAAGUUCAAGAAAAAUAAAAUCGAAGAUAGGAAGCAAUUUCCAGCUCUCUUGCGACUCACAGGCAUCAAAAAUGAGCAAGGUUUAGGCUGACUUUGGAAUUGCAUUAAUAUGCAGAUGGAAAUGAAGGGAUCUGGCUUUCCUGGGGAGGACAGCAACAAGAACUCUCACCUUCCUGACCCUGGAGCAGCCUGGGGUGGACCCAGGCUCUCAGCUCAACAGAGAUGCUUGUCUUGCAAUUCAUCAUUUAAUAGGGAAAGAAAAUAACUAUGAAUAAUUCCUAGAGGAUUUUUUUUUUCUCCUUUCAGAGUUACAAAUUCUGCUUAAUUUGUGCUGUUUUAUUCCCUGAGCAAAUGGGAACAGGAGGAACAUGCAGGGAGGGGAUGUCUGGGACGCUGUGUGAGCACUGGAGCUCCUCCAGGCAGGGAAAGAGCCAGGAUCCCCCUCUCCAGUUCCCAGGAGUUGAGUGAACCAUACGAGACUUUCCUUAUUUUUGGCCUGUUGUAAUGGGAAAGGAACCAGGAUGUCAGCAGUUUGGGAAGGGGACAGAGACACCACCACAUCACUAUUUCAGCCCAAUUCUCAUCCGAAAGAGAACCAAGACACCCUUCUACCUAGAGCCACACCAGAACACUGCACAUGGCAGUUAUCCUGGGAUAUACUGGUCAGGCAAGAGCCUCAAUGAUUGGAGAGACAGCCCAGUACAAUGACUAAACCAUCAUUAAACCCCAUCACAGGCAGCUUGGCCAUAAUUAAAGCUCAUUUCCUCUUCCAGGCAGGAAAGGAAUAACAAGAAAACAAUCUGAAUAUCCUCCAAACCCUCCUGAAGAUGCAAUUCUCUCCCUGUAGAUCCAGCAGCACCACUGCACAGGCAGAAAUUUUCUAUCUAAAACAGGAACAUGUUAAAAAAACAUGAAAAAAAUCCCUCACAAACAACACUCAAAGUGCUUUUAAUCUGAGCCCAAAAGAUCUUCACACUGCCAGGCCUCAUCCUCCAGGGAUGCUAAAGCCCUCAAAUACCACUUUCCCAGCUUUUGUCUGUAAAGCAAAAGCCUUUUAUGCACUUCCAAUAGCAACAGAUGGAGACCAGAGUGUGGAGCUGCCAGCUGGUGAUGAGGGAGAGUCUGGAGGUGUCAGUGCUAGAAAACCUCCCCCACUGACUAUGGCUGGAUCCUGACACAGCCAGGGGUCCACUCCACAGGACCCAAAUUCCUCCUCCUAAUCCUCAAAAUGCCCCCAGUUCACUCUGUGAGCACAAAACCUUGUUAAUGAGACAUUUCCCUUCGCUCAAUUAAGCUGUUUUCCUCCAUCCACCCUCUCCCCCCUGUGUGGGGGCUCAUCCUUCCCCCAGUUUCCAGCAGCUUCCCACUGAAGUGUCACUGGUUCCCAAGACAAUUGCUUACUCAUCAGUUCUGAAUAUUUUAAAUCUUAUUGUUCUCUCCCAGUCCUUUUCCCAUGUUUCUUCAAUAUACCAACAAGCUUCCCAUUCACAAAGACAUGUUUUCCCCUUCCCAGAAACAGGAACAGCCCCUCAGGGAUGGGUACAAUCCCAUCUUCUUUAGUAAUGAUCUGGGUUUUCUCUGCACCCACAGGAGCUGGAACAGGGAAUUGCAUUGGCUCCUGGCAGGAUCCAACCCUGUUGUGUCACACCACUGAUACGGUUCCUGCUGCCCAAAUGCGGGAGAUAGAUGCAAAAACCUGCCAAGGUAGGGGAUAGGGAGGAACUGGGAGCACUGGGAUGUGGGAUCUCCCCAGUAGCUGAGGCUGGUUUUGGAUAAAUAUUGUUGCUGGGAAUCAAGCCUAAGUGAAGAGCAGUUUCUGCAUCAGGUAUCCAGUAGGUCACAUUUCAUUGAACGGUAUCAAAUGGUGAUGGUCCCCAGGGAGCAAAAUUAGCCACAGGAUUAGAGAGCACUUGCCCAUGGCUCAGCCUGCAGUGACAGCAAAAUAUGGGCUUGAUCCCUCACAAUACAACAUUCCCUGUGGGCCCACAUCCCAAUCUUUUGCUUAGAGGUAAAAAUAAAGUCCUUUGCAAGCCCAGGACAGCAAACCCACCUGAUGGGAUGCGGGUGCCCCCAGCACCCCAGAGCUGGACCCACUGAGGCCAUCCCUGAGUGUAAAUCCAAUUUCAUCCCACAUGGGAGCAGCAGAGCUGCUCUCAGCGCCCAGGCUCACUAAGGAACCUGCUCCUGCCCAAAUGAAUUAAGUGUAAACAGCGACCUGGGGCUCCAGUCACACCAGGAUGUAGGAAUUUGCCCCGUGGCUUCCAGUCUCCACACACAUCUGGCUCAGCUCCAGCUGGGAGCACCCUGCACGGACAUGCCAGGAUCCUUCCAGGUGUGCCACGGGCUUGGCUGUGUUCCUGGAGACCCAAAGAUACGUGGGGUGACCAGUCAGCCAGGCUGGGAACUGAAGGGGGUGACAGAGAUGACAGGGACCAUGCCCUCUCUCCGCCCCAGCUCUCCCAGUCCCGCGGCCCCACGGCUGCCACCUGGCGGCCACAGCUGGGACCAGGACAGCGCCCCGAAAGGAGACACCUGUCCCGACUGUCCCCACGGGAGAACUGCCCAGCCCUCCAAAGCGCAGGAAAAGCCUGGGUUUAUCAAAACUCAGUUUAUUCCAAAUUUAAAAGAUUUUUUUUUUGUCCUUUCUGCCUUGAUUAAUCAACCAAAAUACAUUUUCUUUUUUAAAAAAAUCCAACCCCUUUGGAACCAUUGUAUAACCCCAGACACCCUUCCCCAGCCACAACCCCCCCUCCUAUUGCUACAAUUAACUUUUUGCAGAGCCCUCCUCACUCCAGGCACCUGGAAGGUACCUCCUGUAAGGAGAGGAUGGAGCAGGCUGGGCACAGGAAUCAAGACCAGUUGGAUCAGGGAGGCAACGGGAAGGAGGAGUGCUGUUGUUUCCAGCAACUCCGUGCAUAGCUACGGUCUGGGUGUCUGCUCAUCCAGGCCCUAACAGCAAAUGAACCUCCUUCCUUAACAAGUGAAAGAGAAAAAAUUAAAGUAACAGUGUUCCCACCGGUGGGAUGGAUUUGGUUGGGUUUCCAAAGGCAAUGGCAAAGAGGGAGUGGCCAGGACUGGGAACAGUAGCAUGAGGCAGCUGCUCCAGGCCAUGGGGAGUGGGGAAUCUGCUCCUGGCCUGACUGCCAGGCAGGGGCUCAGCUUGAGGGAGGGCUCAGCUUGAGGGAGGCAGGAGCCUCCAGCGGUCACACUGUGCUAGGCAUCAUCCAACAGCAUUCUCCCUCACCAGGCAGAAUUUCCCCACAGCAGUCACAAGCUCUGGAUUAGAGGACAGAGCUUCCUGGGCACAUUCCUGCUGGACUCAGAUCCACCCGGAACAGGCUCAGAGGGGUUUGGGGGGUGGCAGCAGACAAAUCCAGAGGUGAUUUAGGUGAAGGGGCUGGAAGAGCAUCCAGAUGUGGGGGACAUGGGGACCUCAGGGAGACUAUUACCCAAACCUGAUUGCAGAGUAAAGAACAAAACCCUCAGCUUUGCUGGGCCAGGAAAUGUUAAAAAAAAAAAAAAAAAAAA
Messenger RNA from Zonotrichia albicollis (white-throated sparrow), 6409 nucleotides. Lineage: Eukaryota; Metazoa; Chordata; Aves; Passeriformes; Passerellidae. The record is from RefSeq and is a predicted model, not a curated record.